Coregonus sp. 'balchen' is the source of this 9240-nucleotide messenger RNA. NCBI's taxonomy places the organism in Eukaryota, Metazoa, Chordata, Actinopteri, Salmoniformes, Salmonidae. The record is from the annotation of a GenBank genome assembly.
GAGGAGCGCGUCCUCUUCCACUACAAUGGACACGGGGUCCCCCGACCCACCGUCAAUGGAGAGAUCUGGGUGUUCAACAAGGUGAGAGGCACACACACACACACACACACACGUCCAAUGAUGACUUCCACUUCUGCCUCUACAGUCAUAGACUCACAAAUAAAGUCUGAUCGUUGAAUAAACACACACACACUAACAGGGUCCAUUGGGUCCACUGAUAAUAGAUUAAAACAAGUUAUCCCACACACACACCCACACCAACAAAAAUAGUUAUUACAGAAAUACAUUCUUUUUUGGGACAUCUCACACAAUGAAACACCCACUCUAAAUGACACACGACUCCUGUCUUGGUUUGGGCACUGCCUCUCCCCAGUACACCCCAGAGCCUCUCCUCCUCUCCUCUCCUCUUCCUCUCUUUAUUCCCCUUAAAGAUGAGUCCUAUAAAACCAGCCCUGCUGCCUACUGUCUGCUACGGCGUGCCAAGGCACCAUUGAUCCCUCUGGUCCAACUCCUAAAAACACCACCACAAAGUAUCUCCCAGUACAGUAGUCAGAAACAGCACCAGGACAUUCAUUGCUUCCCCUCAUCCAAUCCAAAAAGUGAAUUGGGAAGCAGCCGUGCAGUUAAAACCAUAUCUCCCCCUCUUCCUUUCAUUAUUGGUAAUGAAAGAGGAUAGAAGCAUUUGGCAACAUCUUAAACACAUUUUGGACAAGGAUUUUUAAAAUAAAUUGCUGGUAGAAUGAACUAGUAGUACAGAGAAGAUUUCUAUUUACUACUUUUAUGCUGGAUUGUAGGUGGCUAUAACAUGUCAUCUAAUGUUGUGUAUCAACACGUGUAAUAACCCCCCAUCCUGUCUGUCUGUCCUGUAGAACUAUACCCAGUACAUCCCUCUGUCUGUGUACGACCUCCAGACGUGGAUGGGCAGCCCCUCCAUCUUCGUUUACGACUGCUCCAACGCAGGCAUCAUCGUCAAGUCUUUCAAACAGUUCGCCCUGCAGAGAGAGCAGGAGCUGGAGGUGGGUGGCAGAGAGAGAUAUACAGUGCAUUCGGAAAGUAUUCAGAGGCCUUGACGUUUUCCACAUUUUGUGACGUUACAGCCUUAUUCUGAAAUUGAUUUUUUUAUUUUUAAAUCCUCAUCAAUCUACACACAAUACCCCAUAAUGACAAAGCGAAAUGACAAAGGUUUUUAGAAAUCUUUGCAAAUGUAUAGAAAAAACAAAACGUAUUUACAUAAGUAUUCAGAACCUUUGCUAUGAGACUCAAAAUUGAGCUCAGGUGCAUCCUGUUUCCAUUGAUCAUCCUUGAGAGGUUUCUACAACUUGAUUGGAGUCCACCUGUGGUAAAUUCAAUUGAUUGGACAUGAUUUGGAAAGGCACACACCUGUAUAUAUAAGGUCCCACAUUUGACAGUGCAUGUCAGAGCAAAAACUAAGCCAUGAGGUCGAAGGAAUUGUCCGUAGAGCUCCGAGACAGGAUGGCACGAGGCACAGAUCUGGGGAAGGGUACCAAAACAUUUCUGCAGCAUUGAAGGUCCCCAAGAACACAGUGGCCUCCAUCUUAAAUGGAAGAAGUUUGGAACCACCAAGACUCUUCCUAGAGCUGGCCGUCCGGCCAAACUGAGCAAUCGGGGGAGAAGGGCCUUGGUCAGGGAUGUGACCAAGAACCCAAUGGUCACUCUGACAGAGAGAAACCAAGAUUGAAUUCUUUGGCCUGAAUGCCAAGCAAUACGUCUGGAGGAAACCUGGCACCAUCCCUACGGUGAAGCAUGGUGGUGGCAGCAUCAUGCUGUGGGGAUGUUUUUCAGCGGCAGGGACUGGGACUAGUCAGGAUCAAGGGAAAGAUGAACUGAGCAAAGUACAGAGAGAUCCUUGAUGAAAACCUGCUCAGGACCUCAGACUGGGGCGAAGGUUCACCUUCCAACAAGACAACGACCCUAAGCACACAGCGAAGGCAAUGCAGGAGUGGCUUCGGGACAAUUAUCUGAAUGUCCUUGAUUGGCCCAGCGAGAGGCCGGACUUGAACCCGAUCGAACAUCUCUGGAGAGACCUGAAAAUAGCUGUGCAGCGACACCUCCCCAAUCCAACCUGACAGAGCCUGAGAGGCUCUGCAGAGAAGAAUGGGAGAAACUCCCCAAAUACAGGUGUGCCAAGCUUGUAGAGUCAUACCCAAGAAGACUCGAGGCUGUAAUCGCUGCUAAAGGUGCUUCAACAAAGUACUGAGUAAAGGGUCUGAAUACUUAUGUAAAUGUGAUAUUUCAUUUAAUUGUAUUUAUAAAUAAAAUAAAUAAAUAAACUGUUUUUGCUUUGUCAUUAUGCGGUAUUGUGUGUAGAUUUAGAAAAAACAACAAAUUAAUUUUAGAAUAAGGCUGUAAUGUAACAACAUUUGGAAAAAGUCAAGGGGUCUGAAUACUUUCCGAAUGCACUGUCCACACACACAGACGUAAACACACAGAGUUCCCCCAUACACACACAACCACUCCCGCAGCGAGACCAAGGGAUGUGUGUUUGUGUGUGUGUGUAUAAUGUGCGUUGAAUUCCGAAUGGCAAGCCAGCUAAAUCUUUUGAAUGAAAGAAGCAUUUCACAAUCUCCUCUCUCUGAUCCCAGCCAGCGAAUAGGCAGCUGGAGCUAAAUGAAUUAAUGAAAGUGUUUUGGUUUGGUUAGGAUCUCCCCCCCCCCAACCAUCCCGCCAACCCCUUUAUUCCACUGUUUCUUCUUACUGGCCGUGGCAUCUCAAGUGCAUUUAUAACACGCAGUUCAAUUAUUCAUGGAGGAGUUUGAACGCACUUCAGAUGAUUUGGAAUACAAUAGAGAGAAAAAGAGGGUGAGUGAGAAAAGGACAAGGAGAGAUGAUAUGUAGAGAAAGGGGGAGGAAGUGAGAAAGCGAGGUAGGGGAAAAGAGAAGUGGGAGAGGAAGGGAUGGCAGAGAGAGGCGAAGGAUGGAAAAAAGGUGUUACAAUGCAGUCUAGAGAGACUGAGAAAAAGACUGAGAGAGGAGAAUCGUCCUUCACCAUGCAGUCACGCUAAGUUCAAUACCAGCAACACAGCUUCUCUCCUCUCACCAUCCGUCCAUCCAGACUUCCUCUGCCCUACUCCCAGGCUGAGAUAGCAGGUGUCACGGCCCGAUAGAGGGAUGUAGAGAUGGAAAGACGGAGGAGAGGAGAGAAGGCCCAGCGGCCCAACAAUAACACGUGAUAGGCGGGAGAGAGAGGGAGCGGACAAGGAAGAGAGAAAAAGGGAGAGGAGGGAGGGAGAGAUGGCAACAGAGGUCUAGAGCCAGAGUGCCAGAGAGAGGAAGAAAGAGAGGGAUAGAGAGAGGAGCCUUCACUCCUCAGCUGUUAAGUGUUGGUGGAAUUGACCAAUCAGGGUUCUCUGUGGGUCACUAUGGGCUAAAGCUCUUAGUUCCAGCCAGCUGGAACUGUUGUGAAACACCACGCUUCCAUGCUAGCCUAGCUAUGCUCUCAAGUGGAAGGUUGUAGCCACUGUGCCAUAUAACAAUAUGGGCAAUGUGAUGCAAUGGAAUUGAAUGUGGCAUGACGUACAGUGGGGAGAACAAGUAUUUGAUACACUGCCAAUUUUGCAGGUUUUCCUACUUACAAAGCCUGUAGGGGUCUGUAAUUUUUAUCAUAGGUACACUUCAACUGUGAGAGAAGGAAUCUAAUAAAAAAAUCCAGAAAAUCACAUUGUAUGAUUUUUAAGUAAUUAAUUUGCAUUUUAUUGCAUGACAUAAGUAUUUGAUCACCUACCAACCAGUAAGAAUUCCGGCUCUCACAGACCUGUUAGUUUUUCUUUAAGAAGCCCUCCUGUUCUCCACUCAUUACCUGUAUUAACUGCACCUGUUUGAACUCGUUACCUGUAUAAAAGACACAUGUCCACACACUCAAUCAAACAGACUCCAACCUCUCCACAAUGGCCAAGACCAGAGAGCUGUGUAAGGACAUCAGGGAUAAAAUUGUUGGCCUGCACAAGGCUGGGAUGGGCUACAGGACAAUAGGCAAGCAGCUUGGUGAGAAGGCAACAACUGUUGGCGCAAUUAUUAGAAAAUGGAAGAAGUUCAAGAUGACGGUCAAUCACUCUCGGUCUGGGGCUCCAUGCAAGAUCUCACCUCGUGGGGCAUCAAUGAUCAUGAGGAAAGUGAGGGAUCAGCCCAUAACUACACGGCAGGACCUGGUCAAUGACCUGAAGAGAGCUGGGACCACAGUCUCAAAGAAAACCAUUAGUAACACACUACGCCGUCAUGGAUUAAAAUCCUGCAGCGCAGGCAAGGUCCCCCUGCUCAAGCCAGCGCAUGUCCAGGCCCGUCUGAAGUUUGCCAAUGACCAUUUGGAUGAUCCAGAGGAGGAAUGGGAAAAGGUAAUGUGGUCUGAUGAGACAAAAAUUGAGCUUUUUGGUCUAAACUCCACUCGCCGUGUUUGGAGGAAGAAGAAGGAUGAGUACAACCCCAAGAACACCAUCCCAACCGUGAAGCAUGGAGGUGGAAACAUCAUUCUUUGGGGAAGUUUUUCUGCAAAGGGGACAGGACGACUGCACCGUAUUGAGGGGAGGAUGGAUGGGGCCAUGUAUCGCAAGAUCUUGGCCAACAACCUCCUUCCCUCAGUAAGAGCAUUGAAGAUGGGUCGUGGCUGGGUCUUCCAGCAUGACAACGACCCGAAACACACAGCCAGGGCAACUAAGGAGUGGCUCCGUAAGAAGCAUCUCAAGGUUCUGGAGUGGCCUAGCCAGUCUCCAGACCUGAACCCAAUAGAAAAUCUUUGGAGGGAGCUGAAAGUCCGUAUUGCCCAGCGACAGCCCCGAAACCUGAAGGAUCUGGAGAAGGUCUGUAUGGAGGAGUGGGCCAAAGUCCCUUCUGCAGUGUGUGCAAACCUGGUCAAGACCUACAGGAAACGUAUGAUCUCUGUAAUUGCAAACAAAGGUUUCUGUACCAAAUAUUAAGUUCUGCUUUUCUGAUGUAUCAAAUACUUAUGUCAUGCAAUAAAACGCAAAUUAAUUCCUUAAAAAUCAUACAAUGUGACUUUCUGGAUUUUUGUUUUAGAUUCCGUCUCUCACAGUUGAAGUGUACCUAUGAUAACAAUUACAGACCUCUACAUGCUUUGUAAGUAGGAAAACCAGCAAAAUCGGCAGUGUAUCAAAUACUUGUUCUCACCACUGUAAGUAUGUGUCUUGGUCUUCAAUAAAAAUAAAAGUGACAUUGUGAACGAAUCUUAUUCAACAGCAAAGGGCAAAAGGCAAUAUGCUUUGUGUUUAGUGUUCAAGGCUGAUGUCUUCGGUCAGUUUGUAUUCAAAAUAUAUAGUUUUUCUGGGCCAGUUGGGUUACCACUCCAUUAGACCACACUGCUUUUAGCUUCCUAGCCCUCUGUGUUAGAACUAGGCCAAGUUACAUAACAUCAAUCAGCUGGCGGAAGGCAAAAUGGCUCCACUUUACACCUUAGUGAACCUCUCCCCCACCUGCACAGCAACAGGAAGAGAGGGAUGGGGAGGGGGAUGGAAAGAUGAAUGGUAGUUGGGAGGGAGAGGAAAGAGAGAGAGGGAUAGAUGAAAGAGGAAUAUUGAAAUAGGAUGGGGAGGGAGGUAGAGAAAGAGAGGAAGGAGAGAUAGAGGGAGGGAGGUAGUUCCGGAAGGCUAUUAAAGAUGCAUGAUAGUACCCAGGCAGGGUGUCCCUCUCCUCCUCCUCGCCCCAUCUUUCCCAUCCCUGUUUCUGCUACAGCAUAACGCUCUGCAGGAAGAGGGUGGCCCCAGUUCACGCCCACGCCUUCUCACACGCACACAACCUUAUGUGCACGCAUUCUCAUAAACACACACACACGCAAACACACACAUACACAUACACAUAGGGACAGACUUGAUCCCACCAGAGGCCUUUUUUACCAGGAAAUAGGGGGAGUGGUGCGGAAUGAGGGGGAGGUGUUUUUUCACCAUCUCUCUGACUCUCUCUCUCUCUUAACAGACAUGCAACCUUCAGUAGGGGUGUGGUGUCUGAGUGCUCUGUUAUGAGCAGUCCACUUCCUGCUAAAUAUUUGAUAACUUACUGCAUGGAGUCAGCAAUAUGAUGCUCACUGCAUUAUCUGUUGUGCGGAAAUGACUGUGUGUGUGUGUGUGUGUGUGUGUGUGUGUGUGUGUGUGUGUGUGUGUGUGUGUGUGCUCUUUCUGUUGGGUGGAUGGAGUCUGAUUGUGUGUACCUUUUUAUAUUUAUCUUUGUUGUGCAUCCGUGUGCAUUUUGUCUGUGUUGGUAUAUCUGUUCUCAGUCAAUGCACACUUCUGUGUGUGUCCGUGCAUGUGUGUGUAUUGUAUAGGCUGUGUUUGCGUGUGUGUUUUAUGUUGUCUCCUUGCUCUCCCUCUGUGUGUGUGUGUGCGUGCGCGCACGUGUUAACAACCCCCCCCCCCUCCCCAUACCCCCCGUACAGUAUGAUUAGUUCUGUGAAUUGGUGUCAGUUAAAAAAUUCACAUACCCCAGUGUGAUGAAAAUAAAAUCCUUCCAUGCUGAUUGUAAUGCAAAUUUGUGAGAUUACAAUAUGCUAAUAUGUUAAUUACCGAAAAGCAGCCGGUUUUGGCUGUAAUGUGGUAUUUACCAUAAGGUGUAUUGUGUACCCGUAUCACAAUAUCCCAAAUGAUUUGUGUAACAAUAUUGUUCCACCAUCGUUGAUCCAACAUCAUGCAUUACUGAGUAGUUAAAAUAUCCAAUAUGCUUUGGUUUGUGUAACAUUCCCCAUUUCAUCAUUAAGAAGUAACAGAGAAGAUGUAAUCGUACAAGACACGGACAUGCACAGUGUACGUACGCAAGCACACACGUCCCUAUUAAUCUAGACAGAUCUGAGCAGAGCUGUAGGUUUAAUAGUGUUAUUUAUGUGUGUGUACCUAAAAUCAAUGAAGACACACGUAGAUAUCACACUGAGACGUUGGCUAGCUGCAGGUUCUACGUUUAGUUUCCUUUCUCUGGAGUCUCCUCAUUAUAACAAGCUACAAUUAGAGAGGAGCGCUCUAGAUCCAGAAGUGACUUAUUCCCUGUAUGUUUCUAUAACUGGUAGGACUCAUCCUGUCUUAUCAUGUAGUGUUGAGGUUGAGUAUUUCUUACCAUUGCUUAGGUGGAGUGGAUAUUCUGCACAUAGCUCUGUUGCACCCUGAACUGAAAUGUAUAAUCAUACAACACACUGAAACACACACACUUUUCAUGCCUCUGUUGAUUUCAAUUGAACGUUUUGGAAUGUUGAAUUUGAACCUCACCAAGGGAAAAAGAUGGAGAAAAUGCUGGUCUGUCUGUCUGGUUGCAUUUCAGUGUGUGUUUACCAGCUAGGCUAGCCCUAAGGAAAAUAGUACCAGCCUUCCAUCGUCUGCACACAUGCGUAAGUGGCGUUAGUAAGCCUAGGUUUACCAUGUCUUGCAUCAGAUGUUGAGGUUGUUGAGUGUGGGGAGAAUUUAGCUAUUUUCUCCUCACGUUUUCCAGAUUGUGUGAUGCUGUGUGACACUUGUCUUUGAGUGCAUUGCAUGUGUGUAUCGCACGUUCCCUUUUCUCCCUAAAGACUAAGGAGAUGUGAGGAUAUAGAGAGAAGUUGUUCUGUGUCUGAUCGAGUGGGCAUGUGUCCCUGGUCUACUGCACUGUAAGUGUUUGGGUUGACACUUUGGAGAAGACCUUUCACUUACUCCCUGCACAGCUAUUAUAGCCAGCUUGGCACAGCGCUGUUUUUAAAAACAGAAAAUUUCCCUCUUCUCUCACGGUUGGGAUGGUACUAGAAGUGGCAGUUCAAUCUCAAUCUCCAGGGUGCAAUGAAGAGUCUCACUCUUCAAGACGUGGUACUAUUCAUCUACCAUGAAGCUAGCUAUCAUAAGGCUAGAUCGACAAAGUGCUUUCAAUUGUAUUGCACCCUUCCAUCACAUGCAUCAGCUAUGGCAUCAGUACAAAUCUCGAGAUCCUUGCCUGAAACUCGGACUUAAGUCACGUAUAGUCAUUGGGAGAUUUAGGCUGCACCAGAAUUUGAAUUAUGGCAGAACUCCCACAUUUGAAGCUCGAAAGUACAAGCACUUCAGUCAUCAGCCUGUAAAGUAUUUAUAAGGGAGUCCAUGGUACACAGCCCUGGGUGGGGAAAGGAGCGCUCCGAGGUCAUCAAAUGAAAUACCACCACCUCCACAAGCUGCCUAAGGCAGGCUGACAUUAAACCAGGUCUGGGUGGAUCUAUACCCCCAUACAGGAGUAGACACGCACACUCACACACAUACAUACACUCAGGCACAAACGUACACACACACCUUUCCAUUCCCCACACACACUGUCUCUCACACACCUUUGUAUUCAGGGCAUUGUACAGGUGAUCCAACUCCCCAGAAUGAUAAUAUCACAUUAGCCAAUAUCUGCUCCAGAGGCUGUUUGUUCAGAGUACACUGUGCUAUCGAACACCGCCGCCGCCCUGAACUUCAAAAGCUCUCCUCCACAUCUCAUUACCGGAUGAUAGCAGAAGUUUAGAGCAGUGAGAGGGAUCCAAUGACCUAAAGGUUGUUCACUCCCUUUCUCCGACCUGUACAUCCCUCUGGCCUAUUAUCUCUGUUGUCUGUUCACCUUUUCUGUUGGUUCGAUUCAUGUUCUUUUGUCUGGUCAUCUUUCUCUUGCCCUGUGUCCGUCUCUGGUUGGUUUUCCCUUCUCUCUUGUUCUGUCAUCUUAUUCUUUGUCUACUCUGACUGUUAUUUCUCUUUCCGUUGACCUCUUUUUGGCUCUUUGACUUUAUUUACAUUUUAGUCAUUUAGCGGACGCUCUUAUCCUGAGCGACUUACAGUUAGUGCAUUCAUCUUAAUAUGGCUAGGUUGGACAACCACAUAUCACAGUCAUAGUAAGUACAUUUCUCCUCAAUAAAGUAGCUAUCAGCAAAGUCAGAGCUAGUAAGAUGGAGAAAGGUCAAGUGAGAAUCUCUGUUUGUCUGUUAAUCUAUCUUUUUUAUUAGCAUUUUAUUCAGACGGGGAUAGCGUGAAAUCGUUUUGCCACCUGUCUAUGUCCGUCUGUAUCUUGUUUGUUUGACCUGUGUCUCUGUAUAGUAUAUCCCUCUAUUAGCCUCACAUCUCCAAUCCAAGUCUUCUUGUCCUCUUCCAGGUGGCAGCCAUUAACCCCAACCACCCCCUGGCCCAGAUGCCUCUGCCCCCCUCCAUGAAGAACUGUAUUCAGCUGGCCGCCUGCGAGGCCUCAGAGCUUCUCCCCAUGAACCCUGACCUCCCCGCUGACCUCUUCACCUCCUGCCUCACCACGCCCAUCAAGAUCGCCCUGCGC